Epithele typhae is the source of this 834-nucleotide messenger RNA. Its product is annotated as Aldo/keto reductase. The transcript is spliced from 8 exons. Bases 1 to 834 code for a protein of 277 amino acids. The record is from RefSeq and is a predicted model, not a curated record. Gene Ontology annotation, molecular function: oxidoreductase activity. NCBI's taxonomy places the organism in Eukaryota, Fungi, Basidiomycota, Agaricomycetes, Polyporales, Epitheliaceae.
AUGACGAACUUCACUCUCAAGUCCACCGUCCAGCUCCGGGGCUCAGGGAUUGAGCUCCCGCUUCUUGGACUCGGUGUUUAUCGCAACGAUGACUGCAAGCCAGCAUGUCUCGCUGCUCUGAAGCAUGGAUACAAGCACAUAGAUUCCGCCCGCAUGUACCGCAACGAAGCCGAAGUGGGCGAUGCUCUACGAGAAAGCGGAGUUCCACGCGAACAGGUCUUCAUCACCUCGAAAGUCAAUAAUCCUGAACAUGGCUACCAGAAAACGAAGGCGGCGAUUGAAUCCUCGCUCCGAAACUUCAACUUUGAGUACAUCGACCUGAUGCUCAUGCACAGCGCGAUGUCAGACAAAGAGCGCCGCCUCGAGUCUUGGCGCGCUCUCGUGGAAGCCAAGGCAGCUGGCACGGUACGCGCAAUUGGAGUGUCAAACUACGGCGUGAAACACAUCGAAGAGAUACGCGAAGCUGGGUAUGAGAUGCCUGAUGUCAAUCAGGUUGAGCUCCACCCUCUCUGUCAGCAGAAACACAUCGUCGAUUACUGCAUCGCGAAUGGCAUCGUCGUCGAGGAUUACUGUCCGCUAAUUCGCGCCCAAUGGAACAUCCCCGCGCUCCUAAAGGUCACAGAGAAGCUCGGGAAGACUCCUGCUCAAGUACUCGUUCGCUGGUCUCUACAGCGUGGAUUUGUUCCGCUCCCUAAGUCGUCGGAUCCCGACCGGGUGGUCACGAAUGCGGCUCUAUACGACUUCGAAAUCAGUGCAGAGGACAUGAAGUUGAUCGACGCCCUGGAUCGCGGCAAGGAUGGCGCGAUCAGUUGGAACCCGGUGGAUGUUGACUGA